Perkinsus marinus ATCC 50983 is the source of this 1125-nucleotide messenger RNA. RefSeq lists its product as hypothetical. The record is from RefSeq and is a predicted model, not a curated record. Lineage: Eukaryota; Perkinsozoa; Perkinsida; Perkinsidae. The coding region runs from base 1 to 1125 and encodes 374 amino acids. The transcript has a single exon.
AUGGACUCGUCAUCAUACCCUCCCCACCCCUCUCAUGAUGUUGGUCGUGCCGAAAUAGUCCUCAAUGCCGCUAACCUCGGCUUCGCCUACGGGAGUGCAUGUCUUGGUCGAUCUAGUACGUUCGAUUGGCGAGGAGUACUGUCGGCCUGGCACUAUUAUAAAAUACGCGGCAUUGAGAGGUGUCUGGUCGCUGUUAACGAGUCCUUGCUGAGGCAUAACCCGGAUGUACCCUUGGAGCUGAAAGAUAGUUUGUCUAAGGCUCCCCCAAGAGACGGUAUGAAGGAUUUGGACGACUUGCUCACUAUUCGACUGGCCAUGGUAAACGAUGCUCAGUUCGUUGACAAUGAUAACUACAGGGAUUGGGUUGAACGGUUGCAAGAUGACAAGGAAACGCUGAAAUGGUUCUUGAACGAAGGGAUGAAAAACCAUUGUUAUUACAGCAUGUCAGCUGAUGGUGAAUUUACUCCAGUCUUAUCCGCUCCCAUGCCUCGAUCUGCAAUGGAUAUUGAUGAGGACUUGAAUGGUGACGACAACGAUGCAAAGGACGACGAGGUUAUCCCUGUUGGGUUCAGUGGCUAUCAUCUCGAUAAUCAACAGGACGCUAGUGCUAUUCCUGGUACUGUCACUGAGCCUCACGUCAUGAAACACUUUGGAGGUAAAGCAGCGAGACCUUACCGAGUAUCAAGGCCCAGUUAUGGCACAGGUCCGAGGAAGCACCCAACAGGUCCAUACAUGCAUCCUACGAGAGCUGCUAAUUUCUCUAGGAGUCAUCGGACGGAGCCUCCCGUUAUGAACUCCGUGACUCAGUAUAAAGCCGUUAAUGACUCUUGGGAGGAUGGUGCGAUCAAAUUGGGCAGCUUUCAUGUUAAUAGUUCUUCUUCAACGCCAACGACCAAGAAGUCGCGAAAUUGUCGCGGGGUGGGUGUGGCAGGCAGGGUCAAUCCAGUCCAGCAAAGAGUUGCAUCUCAGUUCCUUCAACAAAGUACUCCUGUUCAUCGUUCGGGAUGCGGCUGCCUUCAGCCAUUCUGUGGUGGUGGUGGAUCAGUAGUUAACGGUGGUGUUGAGGAGUCUUGGGAUGACAACACUGUGGCGUUCGUUACUAAAGAUGGAUUUGAUUCUCAUUGA